GAUAAAAACGAGAUCAGUGUCUAUAACAAUGGUCGAGGUAUACCGGUUGUACUCCAUAAAGUUGAGAAAGUCUACGUACCUGAGUUGAUUUUUGGUACACUUCUAACAUCGUCCAAUUAUGAUGACAGUGAGAGAAAAGUAACCGGUGGUCGUAAUGGUUAUGGUGCGAAGUUGUGUAACGUAUUCAGUAAACGUUUCACUAUUGAAACAUCCUCAAAAGAAUAUGGCAAAUCAUUCAAACAGGUUAACAUCUUUCUGUCCGAGUUGUUUCAAUUAAGUCGAGAUUGUUGA
Messenger RNA from Anisakis simplex (herring worm), 291 nucleotides. NCBI's taxonomy places the organism in Eukaryota, Metazoa, Nematoda, Chromadorea, Rhabditida, Anisakidae. The record is from the annotation of a GenBank genome assembly.